Molecule: messenger RNA, 1807 nt
Organism: Notechis scutatus (mainland tiger snake)
Lineage: Eukaryota; Metazoa; Chordata; Lepidosauria; Squamata; Elapidae
Source: RefSeq, a predicted model, not a curated record
AUGAAAGGGACCGACUCUGCGGCCGCCUCCAGGAGCAACCCCUGCCUGGAGGCGGCCAAAGCCUGCAACCUGAACGACAACUGCAAGAAGCUGCGGUCGGCCUACAUCUCCACCUGCAACAAAGAGGUCUCGGCCUCUGAGCACUGCAGCCAGCGCAGGUGCCGCAAAGCCCUGCGCCAUUUCUUUGACCAGGUGCCCAGCGCAUACAGCUACCGGCUGCUCUUCUGCCCCUGCAAGGACCAGGCCUGCGCAGAGCGCCGCCGGCAGACCAUCGUCCCCGACUGCUCGUACCAGGAGACGGAGAAGCCCAACUGCCUGACUCUGCGGAGCCAGUGCCGGGCGGAGCCCUUGUGCCGGUCAAGACUGGCCGAUUUCCACAGCAACUGCCAAGCCUUCCUCACCAGCUGCUCCAGGGACAACUAUCAGGCCUGCCUGGACUCCUACACUGGCCUGAUAGGUUUGGACCUGACCCCCAACUAUGUGGAUGCGAGCUUUAGCAACCCGAUGAUCUCCCUGUGGUGCUCCUGCCAAGGGAGUGGCAACAUGGAGGAGGAGUGUGAGAAAUUCCUGAAGGACUUCACGGAAAACGCCUGUCUCCGAAAUGCCAUCCAGGCCUUUGGCAACGGCACUGGCCUGACCUUCUCGCCCAAGGCCCUCCCGCCGCUGCUCCUCACCCUGCCUCCCUCGACUGGAAGGGCUGCCUCUCUGCCAUGCAGCGUGAAUGACAGCCUCCCCUGCACCUCCUCCACCCAGGAAAGUGGGUCCAAGGUGAACCAGUCCACAGAGCAGAGUCUUUGCUUCUCAGAGAAAUCACUGACCACCGCUCUCAUGCCAGAGCAGAAGACUUUGGUGGAGCCUAAAGGAUCAGGCAGCCAACUUUCCUCCACGGGGACUGUCUCUGCUCUGCUCGUCUUCCUUGCAAAAACGGCCAUGUAGGAGGGACAUGGAACAAGACUUGCCAGGAGACGGGAGGGAGGGGCCCGUGCAAACCCCCCUCCACCUGUAGGCCACCCAGAACUUUCCCUUGGCCGCUGCCUCCAAGGAGGCACCACAGCCCUUGUAGAGGCCUCUGCGAGACGCUCUCCGUUGUGUCCGUGUGGAGGCCCUUAGUAAAGACCUGCCAGGCCUGGGAAUCCAGGCUCGUCUCUUCCCAAGGAUCCCAAACCCAGGCUGAACUUCCACCCCUUUACCACCCGUGUUUCAAAGGGAUCCAAGGUAUCAGCUGGGCAGUUCAGUGGAGCCGGAGGCCUUGUGGAGAGGCUUGGCCUCGCGUUGUCCUGCUUUCGCUCUGCAAGGCCGAGGGGCGGCCAUUCCCCACCCCCAGGUCACCACCCAAACCGUUUUUUGCUGCUUGAAAAUGCUCCAAAACAGGCCUGGCUUCCCUUCAGCUCAGAGGAUACUCAGAAGUGUCCGAACUUCAUCCUAGGAAAAUGGAAAGGGAGCGAGGUGCUUCUACAGCUAGAGGCAGCCUCCCGUAAGCAGGAGGCUUGGAGGGCUGGGACUGGCUGGCUGGAGCGCGUACAGAGCUGUGCCUCAUGGAACAAGGAAUGCCGCCCCUGGUCCGAUGGAGUUUCUACUUCCCCCGAUUCUUCUGCUUCUCCAUCUCUUCAUCCUCUUUUCUAGGUUUUUAAUCUCCGAUAAAAUGAUCCCACCACUCUGUUGGAAAGUUACCCCAGGAGUGUCACUGUCCUGCCACCUCGGGUGGAAGCACCCACGGAGGGCAGCCAUGAACCCACCAGACAUUGUCGAUUGAUGUUUUCUCCUCCUUCCUUCCGUGUUGUUUCCCCCCCCCCCCAAAAAGUCAUAA